Messenger RNA from Colletotrichum orchidophilum, 336 nucleotides. RefSeq lists its product as uncharacterized. NCBI's taxonomy places the organism in Eukaryota, Fungi, Ascomycota, Sordariomycetes, Glomerellales, Glomerellaceae. The coding region runs from base 1 to 336 and encodes 111 amino acids. The transcript has a single exon. The record is from RefSeq and is a predicted model, not a curated record.
AUGCAAUUCCCCACCUUUGCCAUCCUCGCCACCAUCAUGAUCGCCGGCGCCGGCGCCUCCCCUACCGCCAAGAAUAACCCCACCGCCAAGAGCAAGACCACCACCUACGUGACUGAUGGUUACUCGUCGGUCUGCAUGAACGGCACAACAGACGCGAAAGGCAAGAAAGGCGCGAAAGGCACGAAAACCGCCAACCUCUUCUGCUCUGGCAACCACAACGUCUGCCCAAAGGGCAAGAAGGAUACGUUCGACGACACUGCCACCAAGAAAAACGAGGCAGCCUGCAAAGGCGAAGUGUUUUUACAACAAUGUACGCAGACGAUUGCUUGCGUCUAA